AUGGAGACGACGACGACGACGGCGACGGAGUCGAUGAGCAAGAUGGAGACAGUAAGAGGAACGCACCGGUUUACAUUUCACGGCUACAGCUUGUGCAAGGGCGGCGGCGCCGGCCGGUGCAUUCGCUCCGGCACCUUCACCGUCGGCGGCUACGACUGGUGCAUCUGCUUCUACCCGGAGGGCCAGGGCGGCGGCGGCGGCGACCGGGAACACGUCUCGGUCAAGCUCAGGCUGGUCACCCGCUGCGCCACGGCCACCGCGUUCUACGAGCUCCGCCUGCUCGACCAGGACACCGGCCGCGCCGCCGCCGUCGCCCGGGCCUCCGGCGCGCCCAGGGUGUUCGCGUCGAGCAAUCCCGGCACAGCGUGCUUCGGCCGCCGCGCGUUCAUGGAGCGGAGCAAGCUGGAGGCGUCGCCCGCGUGCCUGCGCGGCGACAGCGUCGUCAUCGACUGCGCCGUCCGAGUCGUCGUCCACGACCCCGUCGUCGCCGCCGUGCGGCGCCGCGAGGCGCCGGACGACGUCCCGCCGUCGAACAUACUCCGGCAGCUGGUGGCGCAGGUGGAGUCCGAGGGCGCCGACGUGACGUUCGCCGUGCAGGGGGAGACGUUCACGGCGCACCGCCUGAUGCUCGCCGCGCGGUCGCCGGUGUUCAAGGCGGAGCUCUACGGCGCCAUGAAGGAGAAGGACGCCGACCACGUCAUCGCCAUCGUCGACGUGCAGCCGGCCGUGUUCAAGGCCCUCCUCCAUUUCAUCUACACCGACGACAUGCCACCCGACCUCGGCCUCGCCGCCGCUGACGACGACGACACCGACAGAAUCGACAUGGCACGCCACCUGCUCGUCGCCGCCGACCGAUACGCCGUCGAGAGGCUGCGGGUGAUCUGCGAGCGCGUGCUCCGGCGAAGCCUCGGAGUCGAGACGGUGAUCGACACGAUGGCAUUGGCCGAACAGCAUAGCUGCGGCGAGCUCAAGGAAGCUUGCCUCGAGUUCAUCGAUUCUCAUAGCAAGCGAAUCGUGGAGAGUGAUGGUUACAAGAACCUCAAGAGGGCGUGCCCUUUGCUCGUCGCAGACAUGUGGGAGAGGAUCGUCCUAUCACGUCUAGAGUAAGGCUGUGUUUAGAUCUAGGGGUGAAAAGUUUUGGGUGUCACAUCGGAUAUACAGACACACAUUUAAAGUA
Messenger RNA from Oryza sativa Japonica Group (Japanese rice), 1177 nucleotides. RefSeq names its product BTB/POZ and MATH domain-containing protein 2. Gene Ontology annotation, molecular function: protein binding. NCBI's taxonomy places the organism in Eukaryota, Viridiplantae, Streptophyta, Magnoliopsida, Poales, Poaceae. Gene Ontology annotation, biological process: protein ubiquitination. The record is from RefSeq and is a predicted model, not a curated record.